CGGCGCGGCGCGUGUGGCGCGGUCGUUGCCGACCCGGCGGUCUGUGGGGACGCGCCGGGAUCCCGCUCCUUCAUCCACGGACGGGCGCGGACGCGCUUCCCCCCGCGGCUCUCGGGACCCACUACCAUGGACAGGACCGCCGUGGCCAAGAUGGGAGCGAUGGCGAGCGCCAGCGUGUGCGCGCUGGUGGGCGGGGUGGUGCUGGCGCAGUACAUCUUCACCAUGAAGAAGAAGACGGCCUGCAUGCAAGCCCUGCAUCUCUGGACUCUGCUUGCCACCUAUGCUGUUGCAGUAGGACAAAAUCAAGGACAGAAGAAUCAGGAGUGCCCUAAGCUCAACGCACAGAUGCCAGAAUUUCAGAAGAAGACUGUCCAUAUUAAGGACCCAGGGAGAGUAGAGGAGAUUAUUUGUGGCCUCAUCAAAGGUGGAGCUGCCAAACUUCAGAUUAUUACAGAUUUUGAUAUGACAUUAAGUAGAUUUUCCUACAAUGGAAAAAGAUGUCCAACUUGUCAUAACAUCAUUGAUAACUCUAAGAUCAUCACAGACGAAUGUCGGAAAAAGUUAUUGCAGCUGAAAGAAACCUAUUAUGCUAUUGAAAUUGAUCCAGCUCUCACUAUUGAAGAGAAGUAUCCAUAUAUGGUAGAAUGGUACCAUAAAUCUCAUGCACUACUCAUUGAACAAGGCUUACAGAAGGAUAAGUUUGCAGAAAUUGUGAGGGAAUCUGAUGUUAUGCUGAAAGAAGGAUAUGAGAACUUCUUUGAUAAGCUCAGUGAACAUAAUAUUCCUGUGUUUAUAUUUUCUGCUGGGAUUGGGGAUAUUCUUGAGGAAGUAAUCCACCAGGCUGGGGUCUACCAUUCUAAUGUCAAAGUGGUUUCCAAUUUCAUGGAUUUCGAUGAAAAUGGAGUAUUAAAAGGAUUUAAAGGAGAAUUGAUUCACGUUUACAACAAACACGAUGGUGCCUUGAAGAACACAGAGUACUUCAAACAACUAAAAGACAACAGUAAUAUCAUACUGCUGGGUGAUUCUCAAGGAGACUUGAGUAUGGCAGAUGGAGUAGCAAAUGUCGAGAACAUUCUUAAAAUUGGCUAUCUCAAUGAUAAAGUAGAUGAGCUUCUGGAAAAAUAUAUGGACUCUUAUGAUAUCGUUUUGGUGAAAGAUGAAUCCCUGGAAGUUGCCAACUCCAUCCUACAGAAAAUCCUGUAAAUUGCAGUCUCAAGUCACUCCAUUCCUUUCAGGAGGCAACUGGACAGAAGAGCACACGUGUGCUAUUUUAGAUGUGUUUAUUACUCAUUUACAGAACUGUUUAAUUUAAUUUAAAACUUUUAUCUUCAUUUUGGUAUUCUGGAAUAUAUAUGGUAUCAAUUGUCAACUACAAGCUCCUUUUACUGCUCUUACACUGUUCUUUAUUGUCUCACACUCCUGUUAUAACUAGAUUUAAAUUGGAUUUAGAGAUGUGAUAUACUGCUGCAGAUGGGAUAGUAUGGUUCACUGUCUUUUUUAAUCAGGCAUUUCAGAGCAGCAUUUUAGAAAAUGUGGCUAUUUUGUAAAAUUGAAGGUGUAAACACUCUGUGAACAAGCAGUGUGCGCGUUUGUGUUGCCUUUUCUUUUCAAAGAAGACAUUUCAGUCUCAGCUGUACUUUGAAGGAUCUUAUUCAUAUGCUACAUACUUUCACAGAAGUUUUUCAUACCUAUAUUCUUCUCCAGUAAAAAUGCUUUAUUCACCCAAUUCAGGCAAAGUGUUUCUUCUUCACAGAUUUUUGUAUCAUUAGAAAAAAUUCUCUGUCCUUACUGUUUCUUAUUGUCUGUGAAAUGGGAAGAAUGUUUUAAGUUAGUAUAUCUGAGAUAAAAUUUCUCAUCUUUGUAACAACAGAUCGUUUCACAAGCUAAUAGUACACAGCCUCCCUGCACUGAGCAGGGACAUCUUCAAGUUGAUCAGGCUGCUCAGAGCCCCAUCCAGCCUGACCUGGAAUGUUUCCAAGGAUGGGGCAUCUACCACCUCUCUGGGCAACCUCUGACAGUGUUUCACCACACUCUUCUUCAGAAAGUAUUUCCCCUGUACUGAGCAGCACCUCUCAGCAUUGUGUACAGAAAGGUAGAGCUUAAUACCACCACAGCUUUGGAAGCUUACUUGGAUAUGUUGCAGGAUAAGUAAAAGAUGAUGUUGUGACCCUGGUCCUAUGAGGUCUCAGCUGUACUAAAUCUAUUCAUUAAUAAAAUAGAGGCAAUCAUACAACUUC
This is a messenger RNA of Pipra filicauda (Wire-tailed manakin), 2237 nucleotides long. It is a transcript of the gene NT5C3A, whose product is annotated as 5'-nucleotidase, cytosolic IIIA. Gene Ontology annotation, cellular component: cytoplasm. NCBI's taxonomy places the organism in Eukaryota, Metazoa, Chordata, Aves, Passeriformes, Pipridae. The transcript has 10 exons. The record is from RefSeq and is a predicted model, not a curated record. Gene Ontology annotation, molecular function: 5'-nucleotidase activity; magnesium ion binding. Bases 127 to 1203 code for a protein of 358 amino acids.